Molecule: messenger RNA, 1296 nt
Organism: Trichosporon asahii var. asahii CBS 2479
Lineage: Eukaryota; Fungi; Basidiomycota; Tremellomycetes; Trichosporonales; Trichosporonaceae
Product: transcription regulatory protein component of chromatin remodeling complexe
Exons: 3
Coding region: 1-1296 (431 amino acids)
Biological process (GO): regulation of transcription by RNA polymerase II; box C/D snoRNP assembly; chromatin remodeling
Cellular component (GO): Swr1 complex; Ino80 complex; NuA4 histone acetyltransferase complex
Molecular function (GO): DNA helicase activity; ATP binding; ATP hydrolysis activity
Source: RefSeq, a predicted model, not a curated record
AUGAUCGGACAGGGAAAGGCCCGCAAGGGUGCCGGUGUCAUUCUCAAGAUGGUGCAGGACGGCCGCAUUGCCGGUCGCUCUAUUCUGAUCGCCGGGCCGCCGAGCACGGGCAAGACUGCUAUUGCCAUGGGCAUGGCGCAGACUCUCGGAUCGGACGUGCCGUUUGUCAACCUGACCGCGUCGGAGGUCUUCUCUCUUGAGACCGAGGCGUUGACCCAGGCUUUCCGCCGCGCCAUCGGUGUGCGCAUCAAGGAAGAGACCGAGCUCAUCGAGGGAGAAGUUGUGGAGAUUCAGGUCGACCGCAGUGUGACCGGUGCCACCAAGACGGGACGCCUCACGCUCAAGACGACGGACAUGGAGACCGUCUACGACCUCGGUUCGAAGAUGAUCGACCAGCUUCAGAAGGAGAAGGUUCUCGCCGGCGAUGUCAUCAGCAUCGACAAGGCGAGCGGACGGAUAUCCAAGCUUGGCCGGUCGUUUGGCCGCGCCAAGGACUACGAUGCUAUGGGUGCCGACACCCGCUUCGUCGCGUGCCCCGACGGGGAGCUGCAGACCCGCAAGGAGGUUGUUCACACCGUGUCGCUGCACGAGAUCGAUGUCAUCAACUCGCGAACGCAGGGCUUCCUUGCUCUCUUCGCCGGCGACACGGGAGAGAUCAAGCCCGAGCUGCGCGACCAGAUCAACGCCAAGGUCGCCGAGUGGCGCGAGGAAGGCAAGGCUGAAAUUGUUCCCGGUGUCCUUUUCAUUGACGAGGUGCACAUGCUGGACAUCGAGUGCUUCUCCUUCCUGAACCGCGCUCUUGAGAGCGACCUCGCCCCGCUGGUCGUCAUGGCCUCAAACCGUGGCAUCUCCCGCAUCAGGGGAACAAAGUACAAGAGCCCGCACGGUAUCCCCGCCGACCUGCUCGACCGCAUGCUCAUCAUCUCGACCACCAAGUACUCGGAGGAGGAGAUCAAGGAGAUUGUUAAGAUCCGUGCCGACGAGGAGGACGUCAAGGUGCACCCGGAUGCGCUCGAGCUGCUCGCCACGAUGGGCGGACAGACGUCGCUCCGGUACGCCCUGAACCUUAUUGCGCCCUCAUCGCUUAUCGCGACGCGGCGUAAGAGCCCCCAGAUCGAGGUUGAUGACAUCCGUCUCGCGUACAAGUACUUCCUCGACGUCGACCGCAGUGCCGCCUACGCCAAGGAGACGAGCGGAAUGCUCUUCGGUGAGGAGGAGGUCGUCCUCGUUGAUGCGGACAAGGCUGAGGCCCAGCCGGCCAAGGCUGACGGCGAGAAGAUGGACACGAGCGCGUAG